Messenger RNA from Tetrahymena thermophila SB210, 163 nucleotides. RefSeq lists its product as hypothetical. The annotation marks the transcript as partial. The record is from RefSeq and is a predicted model, not a curated record. The transcript is spliced from 2 exons. NCBI's taxonomy places the organism in Eukaryota, Ciliophora, Oligohymenophorea, Hymenostomatida, Tetrahymenidae.
AUGAUAGUAUAUUAGACUUAGCUUCUGGUUUAUCUCAUUGCAAUAAACUGUUAACUUUGAAAAUUGACCUAAGAUGGAAUUUUUUAAAAGAUCAAGCCUUAUCAGAUUUGGGUUCUAGUUUGGCUUGUUGCUCUAAUCUUUCAAAUUUGACCCUCUAUCUCUA